Molecule: messenger RNA, 1386 nt
Organism: Notolabrus celidotus (New Zealand spotty)
Lineage: Eukaryota; Metazoa; Chordata; Actinopteri; Labriformes; Labridae
Product: hydrolethalus syndrome protein 1
Exons: 12
Coding region: 187-1275 (362 amino acids)
Biological process (GO): cilium assembly
Cellular component (GO): centriole; non-motile cilium
Source: RefSeq, a predicted model, not a curated record
UUUCAAAGCUCGUUAACUGUUGUCUGUUGUCUUGGAGCUGUUAGCUGUUAGCUCUUAGCCUGUAAACAACAAACACAGAGAGGGCUUCAGACUAAACCCAACAUGUUCCUGUGAUGGAUUCAGAGUAAUAUCACAGAGACCUUCUCUCAGGUUUUAUUCCACCUUCUCACCUCAGAGUUGUAAAAUAUGGACACCCUGGAUUUCACUGAAGAGGAAAUAAGGGAACAAUUGGCCCUGCUGGGAUAUAAAAACAUACCAAAACACAGGCUGCUGGAGUUCAAGCAAGAUCUGGAUGAGCUGAUUCAACAUGGAGAAUGGAAAAGCUUGACCUCACCGUCUCAGACAAACUGUGACAAACCUCAGGCUGCAGCGUCUCGCCCGAGUCCUCCUGCCUACACCAAAGAGAAAGUGAGCCAGAUAUACUUUGACGACUCUCAUGAGGGCUUCUUCUUACAUGCUGGACCAGCAGACCGGGACAGACGGGUGCUGACCACCUGUCAGAACAGAGACUACGGGCGGCAGCAGGGACCAUGUGACUCGUACGCUCAGCACUCGGUGGCUCCGAAGCUCCAGCUGCCUCCAGGCGCUCCAAACAGGCUGCAGGUGGAGCCAGAUCCUGACGACACCCUCCAACCGCCGCUCACUGACAGCUACACCUCCAGUCCUGACACCCAGGGGCGACGCUUCAUCAGGAGAAAAGUCCUCAGGAAACACAAAGGACAAUCUCUCAUCUGUGAUGAAUCAAUCUACAGUGAAGACUCGGACGCAACGAGCUGUUUGGAGGAUCGUCUGGAGGAGCUUUGUUUAUCCUCGCCGGCUCAGCGUGACUUGGAAACUGAGAACGACGACAUCGACAGUCGGAGUGAAACGCAGAGCUCGGAGACCGACAGAGUCUCUGUGAGCGCGUUUGAAUCCUACAUCAGAGGCAUGACUCGAUCUCAGAGCGAAGGCGACAUCAGACCCAAACCCAAAUCCUUCAUCAGACCGGUGAUGAACCAACAAACCAUAAAGAAGUCGGAUCCAGUAGCCAAGUAUUUCCAGUACAAGCAGCUUUGGGAAAUGUUCAAACUUCCAGGAGAGACGGACAGGAGAGUUCUGCGUCAGGAGAUAAAGGAGCAGCUUGCGUACCAGCCUCCACCUCCGAAACCUCGCCGAGUGUACGUUCCGAACACUUACAUCGUGCCUACAGAGAAGAAACGCUCGGCGCUGCGCUGGGAGAUCAGGAACGACCUCGCCAGCGGUGUCCUGCCGCACAAAGUCAGCUACCGGUUCUAGGCCUUUUCCACCUCCUCACCUUUUUAGACCAACUUUUUACAACUCUCUUUUUUUACCAUUGUGAUAUUUAUUCUCUUGUUGAACAUAAUAAAGACAUGAAAACAUUUGAAA